CGUCACUCUCUUUUCCUAAUGAUCCUACCUCACGAUGGGGGAAGACGGUGCCGAGUUCCCGUGGUGGAUACUAUAUCACCAAACAUUAUUGUCCCAAGUUGCCAUAGCAGGUGCAAUGGGUGAGAAAGGUCCCACAACCACUCCGUUCCACGUCUCGAAAUGGGACAAGCGGCUUCAUGAGGUGAGAAUGAGAUCAGGACACCUACGUUGACAUCAGUCCACACCUAUAUGUUGCCCCAGUAUGGCGGGACCGGGACAGGCCAGGCGCCCUGAGUAUCAAGGUCCUCAAGGGUACUUAAGGUGGUCUGGUCCUAGCUGCAACAGAGUCUGAGGGGCAGUUUCUCUGCAGACAAGACCAUCCAAAGCGAACAUCAUGUCGAAGAUCGAAGAUCAAACUAUCCUUAUCACCGGAGCCUCUGGCUUCGUCGCAACGCACGUCCUCCGGGUCUUCCUCCAACGAGGCUACCGCGUGCGUGGUACCGUCCGCUCGGAGCAGACCGCCGAGAAAGUGCGUGAGAUCUUUACGGAGUACGGGGACAAACUAUCCUUCACAAUUGUCAAGGAUAUCGCCCAACCGGGGGCGUUCGAUGAAGCCGUCAAGAGCGUUCAAGGCAUAAUCCAUACCGCCUCCCCCUUCGCGUUCAGCGUCCAAGACCAAGAACGCGACCUCCUCCAACCCGCCAUCCAGGGCACCCUCCAGCUCCUCUCCGCCGCCCACCGCCACGCGCCCCAGGUGCAGCGCAUCGUGCUCACCUCCUCCUUCGCCGCCAUCGUCAACCUCCGCAAGGGCUACUGGCCCGAACACACCUACACCGAGGCCGACUGGAACCCGGAGACGUACGAGCAGGCCAAGACCGCCGACGGGCCCACGGCCUACUGCGCCUCGAAGGCGCUGGCCGAGAGAGCCGCGUGGGAGUUCGUGGAGCGCGAGAAGCCCAAUUUUAGCCUGUCGACGAUCUGUCCCCCGAUGAUCUACGGGCCGGUCGAGCACCACGUCGCGAGCAUGGAUCGCCUGAAUGAGAGCGCCGCGGACGUGUACCGGCUCAUGAAUGGGAGUCUGAGCGAGAUCCCCCCGACCGGGUUCCCGGCCUGGGUCGAUGUGCGGGACGUGGCGGAGGCGCAUCUGCGCGCGUUUGAGGUCGACGGGGCGGCUAAUGAGCGGUUCUUUGUGGUUGCCGGCAAUUUUGAUUACGCGCAGGUGUGUGAGAUUCUGAGGACCAAGGUCCCUGGGAUUGAUACGGCGAAGGUGCCUGAAUGUAAGGCGGCGCGGGAGGUGCCCCAGGUGUAUGGGGUGUCGAAUGAGAAAGUGCGCACGCGGCUGGGGAUCGAGUUCUAUUCCUUGGAGGCGAGUAUCAAGGAUACGGCAGAGUCUUUGUUGAGACUCGAGAAGACGCUAGGGCAGUGAUGGCGCCCGCGACUGAGGAUCUUAUGGCUAUAGUAUGGUACAAUAAUGACAAAGUGACUAUGACUGUUUAUUGGCUGCAUUGGUUUGUCACUAGUUUCAAAAAUAGUCAACGACCAGUCUAAUAUAUACAUAUAUAUGUGAC
Molecule: messenger RNA, 1547 nt
Organism: Aspergillus brunneoviolaceus CBS 621.78
Lineage: Eukaryota; Fungi; Ascomycota; Eurotiomycetes; Eurotiales; Aspergillaceae
Product: SDR family oxidoreductase
Exons: 2
Coding region: 374-1405 (343 amino acids)
Molecular function (GO): oxidoreductase activity, acting on the CH-OH group of donors, NAD or NADP as acceptor
Source: RefSeq, a predicted model, not a curated record